AUGACCGGAGUCCCCGCUCGGGUCGAGGAGCUGAGCUCCGCCCAGACCUCUGGCUCAGCUUCCUUCGUCGCACGGCUCGUGUCCGACACAUCCUGGAUUGAUACGGGUCAGCUGGACAUGGGUUCGGUGGCGAAAUCCACCGAGCCUUUUCACAAGAAGGUCGACUGGAAGUCGCCUGAGGUGUUGCGACUUUUUCACAAGUUCCUGAAGGUAGUGGAGGAGUUCGAUGAGACCAACAAGGACAACCCAAAGUACGACCUCUACGGGGCUGCGGUACUUGUUGCGGAGAAGUCGGGAUAUGCUACUAUUGUGUACACGGAGGGUGGCGGAAGUAUCUCGCUCCAGAACAGCCUUAAAGAUAGAAACUCGUCUGGGAUAGCGGACAUUUGGUGGCGCAAGCUAUUUCGUACUGAGAACGACGACGAGAUCAAGGGAGCGAAUCCUGGGAUGACCGACAUCGACUCUGGUUACGCGGGUAGUAAUCGUAAAAUUCGACGAAAACUCGAUCACAACGCGGAAAUCAAGAAGGUGUUCAAGGACAUGCCGACAAAGAAGACAGCUUCCCUUACGAAGUUGAUGAAGUAUCUCGACUACACUGUGCCCAUGAUGGAGAGAAUCUUUUCGUUCUUCAUGGCAAAAACCUUUCGCGACAUGCGCUUCCGACGGCAAAUGUUGGCUAAGAAGAACCUGCGAGCUAUUUGUCUGGAACUGGCAGGAGAGCCUGGCACGCGUACUUUGAUCGCGUUCGGCAACUGGGGGUUGACAACAGCGCGGCAUCAUUACGAAGAAGACUCCGGCAUGAUGCACCACGGCUGCCCCUCGCUCGCUCCAAUGGAGAACCAACAGGUUAAGCACCAAUCGACCAUCGAGCGCGACGUGAAUGCCUCCAAGAACAUGGUGGAGGUGGCGCUGGCACAAAUGCGCGACGGCGAUGCCGACGCCGACCGAGGGGAGCUCACUUCGCAAUUCGCCUUUUUCUUCGCAGAUGUCCCUCCAAGGCCGCGUUACUCGCCCUCGAGAAGCAGCGUCCUAAAAUCCCGCAUUAAGCGAGACUUGGCUCUGGAUCGCCACGCAAUCUACGAUCGCUCGCGUGAGCCAGACAGCAACGGUGAGAUCCUCUCCAUCUCGGAACGCCAGAUGCACAUCCUGGAGCGCGCGACCGCCAACAUGAACGUGAUGACCCCAGCGCUGGUGGCCAGCAUGGAGCUGCACUGUCGCGACUUCGCCACCAAGGCGGCGAACAACGAGGACAUGGUGUACGGCAUGUAA
Molecule: messenger RNA, 1269 nt
Organism: Phytophthora sojae
Lineage: Eukaryota; Oomycota; Peronosporomycetes; Peronosporales; Peronosporaceae
Exons: 8
Coding region: 1-1269 (422 amino acids)
Source: RefSeq, a predicted model, not a curated record